AUGCGCGGCGGCGCGCGGGCCUUCGGGACCGGAAAUGCGUGCGGGCGCGCCGCCUCCCGUCGAGCAGGCGCCGGCCCCGGGGUACGGCGCGCCGGGGCUGCGCAGUCCCGAAGCCGCCCCUCGGCCAUGGGGCUCCUGUCGGACCCGUGCGCCCGCCGGCAUCGCCCGGGGCAUGAGCCCCGGGGCUCAGCUCUCGCGUCCGACGCCCCGGGUGCCCAGACUCCGGGGCGGCGUCCCUCAGACACGCCCCCGCCACCCCCGGUGCAGAGGUGGAGGCCGCGAGCGGCGGUGUCAGAACCCCCUAAGUCGGCGGUCUCCUCCGUCGCCUCUCCCUGCAGCGUGCUGAGCUACGUGGCGGGCAUCGCCUGGUUCCUGGCGCUGGCUUUCCCGCCCCUGACCCAGCGCACUUACAUGUCGGAGAACGCCAUGGGCUCCACCAUGGUGGAGGAGCAGUUUGCGGGCGGAGAGCGUGCCCGGGGCUUCGCCCGAGACUUCGCCGCCCACCACAGGAAAGCGGGGGCGCUGCCAGUGGCCUGGCUGGAGCGGACGAUGCGGUCAGUGGGGCUGGAGGUCUACACGCAGAGUUUCUCCCGGAAACUGCCCUUUCCUGAUGAGACUCGCGAGCGCUAUAUGGUGUCCGGUACCAACGUGUAUGGCAUCCUGCGGGCCCCCCGUGCUGCCAGCACCGAAUCCCUGGUGCUCACCGUACCCUGUGGCCCUGACUCUACCAACAGCCAGGCUGUGGGGCUGCUGCUGGCACUUGCUGCCCACUUUCGGGGGCAGAUUUACUGGGCCAAAGACAUCAUCUUCCUGGUAACAGAACAAGACCUUCUGGGCACCGAGGCCUGGCUCGAGGCCUACCACGACACCAAUGUCACCGGCAUGCAGUCAUCCCCUCUGCAGGGCCGGGCUGGGGCCAUCCAGGCGGCCGUGGCCCUGGAGCUCAGCAGCGACGUGGUCACCAGCCUUGAUGUGGCUGUGGAGGGGCUCAACGGGCAGCUGCCCAAUCUCGAUCUGCUCAACCUCUUCCAGACUUUCUGCCAGAAAGGGGGACUGCUGUGUACUCUACAGGGCAAGCUGCAGCCCCAGGACUGGACGUCGGUAGACGGGCCGCUGCAGGGUCUGCAGACGCUGCUGCUCAUGGCUCUACAGCAGGCCUCUGGCCGCCCCCACGGCGCUCACGGCCUCUUCCUGCGUUACCGUGUGGAGGCCCUGACCAUACGUGGCAUCAAUAGUUUCCGACAGUAUAAGUAUGACUUAGUGGCAGUGGGCAAGGCCCUGGAGGGCAUGUUCCGCAAGCUCAACCACCUCCUGGAGCGCCUGCACCAGUCCUUCUUCCUGUACCUGCUCCCCGCGCUCUCGCGCUUCGUCUCCAUCGGCCUCUACAUGCCUGCCGCCGGCUUUUUGCUCUUGGUCCUUGGUCUCAAGGCCCUGGAGCUGUGGAUGCAGCUGCACGAGGCUGGAGCGGGCCCUCAGGAGGCCGGGGGCGCCUCUGGACCUAGUCCUCCCCUUCCGCCAGCACAGAGCGUGGGGCUGGCCUCCCUUGUGGCUCCCUUGCUGAUCUCACAGGCCACGGGUCUGGCCCUCUACAUCCUGCCAGUGCUGGGCCAACACGUGGCUACGCAGCACUUCCCCGUGGCCGAGGCCGAGGCCGUGGUGCUGACGCUGCUGGCCAUCUAUGCAGCCGGCCUGGCCCUUCCGCACAGCACCCACCGGGUGGUAAGCGCACAGGCCCCAGACAGAGGCUGGAUGGCACUGAAGCUAGUGGCCCUCAUCUACCUGGCACUGCAGUUGGCCUGCAUUGCCCUCACCAACUUCUCACUGGGCUUCCUGCUGGCCGCCACCAUGGUGCCCGCUGCUGCACUUGCCCACCCCUGUGGGCCCCGGCCACUGUACGCCGCCCUGCUGGUGCUGACGAGCCCCGCGGCCACGCUCCUGGGGUGCUUGUUCCUCUGGCGGGAGCUGCAGGAGGCCCCACUGUCGCUGGCCGAGGGCUGGCAGCUCUUCCUGGCGGCGCUGGCACAGGGCGUACUGGACCACUACACCUACGGUGCCCUGCUCUUUCCGCUCCUGGCCCUGGGCCUCUAUCCCUGCUGGCUGCUUUUCUGGAAUGUGCUCUUCUGGAAGUGACACGCGGCCGCCCUGCAGUAUAAAGACUCGGCCGGGAGCCCCCCUGUGCGCUUUCCUUCUCGGGGAAUAAACAGGUGUUUUGUAUCAGC
Molecule: messenger RNA, 2219 nt
Organism: Suricata suricatta (meerkat)
Lineage: Eukaryota; Metazoa; Chordata; Mammalia; Carnivora; Herpestidae
Gene: GPAA1
Product: glycosylphosphatidylinositol anchor attachment 1
Exons: 12
Coding region: 1-2130 (709 amino acids)
Biological process (GO): attachment of GPI anchor to protein
Cellular component (GO): membrane; GPI-anchor transamidase complex
Source: RefSeq, a predicted model, not a curated record